This is a messenger RNA of Homo sapiens (human), 2377 nucleotides long. It is a transcript of the gene ECHDC1, whose product is annotated as ethylmalonyl-CoA decarboxylase 1. Gene Ontology annotation, cellular component: cytosol. The transcript is spliced from 7 exons. Bases 315 to 1220 code for a protein of 301 amino acids. NCBI's taxonomy places the organism in Eukaryota, Metazoa, Chordata, Mammalia, Primates, Hominidae. Gene Ontology annotation, molecular function: methyl/ethyl malonyl-CoA decarboxylase activity; catalytic activity; carboxy-lyase activity. The record is from RefSeq and is a predicted model, not a curated record.
GUGACACGAGGGAGCGCGAAGCGGAGGGCGCCUCGCGGCAGGAGCGGGAUUUCCGGGGUCACGGGAACCGGCAGGGGAACGGGAUAAAGUUCCCGGAGAAAGGAAAGGAGAGCGUGGGAUAGUAAAAGAGAAGACGCGGAGAAGAGGAGAGGACCUACAAGAACGGAGGACAGGGGCGCACGAUGGUCCCGGGGGGAGCGGAAACAAAGGCACGCAAAACGGAAAAGCGUGUGUAGGGGAGCGGAAAAGGAAGUCACCACCGUGGCCUGCGACGGACCCUUUCCAGCUUUUUGCCUGAAAGCUUUGCAGAAGAAAUGGCGAAAAGUCUUUUGAAGACAGCCUCUCUGUCUGGAAGGACAAAAUUGCUACAUCAAACAGGAUUGUCACUUUAUAGUACAUCCCAUGGAUUUUAUGAGGAAGAAGUGAAAAAAACACUUCAGCAGUUUCCUGGUGGAUCCAUUGACCUUCAGAAGGAAGACAAUGGCAUUGGCAUUCUUACUCUGAACAAUCCAAGUAGAAUGAAUGCCUUUUCAGGUGUUAUGAUGCUACAACUUCUGGAAAAAGUAAUUGAAUUGGAAAAUUGGACAGAGGGGAAAGGCCUCAUUGUCCGUGGGGCAAAAAAUACUUUCUCUUCAGGAUCUGAUCUGAAUGCUGUGAAAUCACUAGGAACUCCAGAGGAUGGAAUGGCCGUAUGCAUGUUCAUGCAAAACACCUUAACAAGAUUUAUGAGACUUCCUUUAAUAAGUGUUGCGCUGGUUCAAGGUUGGGCAUUGGGUGGAGGAGCAGAAUUUACUACAGCAUGUGAUUUCAGGUUAAUGACUCCAGAGAGUAAGAUCAGAUUCGUCCACAAAGAGAUGGGCAUAAUACCAAGCUGGGGUGGCACCACCCGGCUAGUUGAAAUAAUCGGAAGUAGACAAGCUCUCAAAGUGUUGAGUGGGGCCCUUAAACUGGAUUCAAAAAAUGCUCUAAACAUAGGAAUGGUUGAAGAGGUCUUGCAGUCUUCAGAUGAAACUAAAUCUCUAGAAGAGGCACAAGAAUGGCUAAAGCAAUUCAUCCAAGGGCCACCGGAAGUAAUUAGAGCUUUGAAAAAAUCUGUUUGUUCAGGCAGAGAGCUAUAUUUGGAGGAAGCAUUACAGAACGAAAGAGAUCUUUUAGGAACAGUUUGGGGUGGGCCUGCAAAUUUAGAGGCUAUUGCUAAGAAAGGAAAAUUUAAUAAAUAAUUGGUUUUUCGUGUGGAUGUACUCCAAGUAAAGCUCCAGUGACUAAUAUGUAUAAAUGUUAAAUGAUAUUAAAUAUGAACAUCAGAAUUACUUUGAAGGCUACUAUUAAUAUGCAGACUUACUUUUAAUCAUUUGAAUAUCUGAACUCAUUUACCUCAUUUCUUGCCAAUUACUCACUUGGGUAUUUACUGCGUAAUCUGGAACAUUUAGCUAAAAUAUACACUUUUGGCUUAAAAAUUAUUGCUGUCAAUUCCAAUAAUAAUUCUUAGCUUAUAACCAAAGAGCAGUGUUUAAAAGGAGAGCUUCUAUACAAAACCUAUUCCUGGCGUUACUUUUCAUACAAUUUUUGUUCUGUUUUACCUGGAAAUAAUUUACCAAAAUAACUGAGUGUUGCUGCUAAAGAACAAAAGUGGGGAGGUAUCAGGGAACAAGAAAACAAGAAAGGGUAUGAUCAAUCAUUUUCUUCUGCUCCAAACAGCUGGAGUAAAAUUCAUGGGAAAUGGCCCUUCAUUUAAAAAAAGAUGUACCUCACUACCCACUACAAAUUUGGAACUUUGUUCUUUUCAAUAAUUAGUUUUCUAUUGUAAAUUACCUACUAAACAGUGGUAGCCAUGACAUGGAAAGUCAACUGAUUCUACAAUUGGACAUUCAUUUGUGUGCCCUGGAAUUUCCAACUAGUAAUAAACAACUACUGUUGAUGUAGUUUUAAACCACUUGAAGGGACUCAUGAAGCAUCCUGCAACAUAAAUUUGCAUUUUUACAUCAGAUUUCUUUUUUUUCCUGAAAAACAACUAACCUUCUAACAACUAUCUUUCAAAAGUAAAUGUAAUAAAAAUGCACAACAUAAAAUGUUUAUGAUCCCAGCAAUACACUUUUUAAAAAAUGUGAAAGUCAAAGAAUUAAGUUCUAGUUCUGACUCAUCACAAGAGGUCAAAAGUAUUUGCUACUGUAACAUUCAAUUCACAUUUGAGAAUCAUGGUAAAAAUAACUUGCAUUUGCCUUACCAUCAUGAUCCUACUGUUGAGUUAGGAAAAUAUGGUUAGACAGACUCACAUUACUUUUUUUCAGAGGUAAACUCUAGAUUACUGUGUCAACCCAAUACUAUUUGGCCAUAGAUGUAAAAACUACCAAAUAAAAGUGGAUUUUGUGGUCUACAA